Panonychus citri (citrus red mite) is the source of this 2343-nucleotide messenger RNA. Its product is annotated as rho GTPase-activating protein gacF-like. Bases 502 to 2328 code for a protein of 608 amino acids. The record is from RefSeq and is a predicted model, not a curated record. Lineage: Eukaryota; Metazoa; Arthropoda; Arachnida; Trombidiformes; Tetranychidae. The transcript is spliced from 3 exons.
CAAGCCUUUCUUUGUAGUCUGGUUAAAGGAGGCGUGGAAAUGAGGUUAUCCUGUAAACGGUAAAGUUUCAGGUAAACUUCAGGUAAACAGUCAGUGUUUCUCAUCACAAUCAACAGGUAACAAGUAGUUGUGUUUACAUGUUAACGAUUGUGUACCAAUCGCCACGAUAAUCACCCUCGUAAUUUGAACAGAAAUGACGAAAUUCAAUAAUCCCUGAGAAUUUGAGUUCCUUGUAUCGCCUAUGAAUUGACCGUUUCCAUAUUCUUACAAUAUAACAUAAUGAGAGUCCAGAGAAAAUAAUUUCUACCAUGUGAACUUUGUGUUGUUACCUUUACUUUAUUACUUUCCCAAAACUGACCAGGAUGACCAUUGACUUUUAAUUGUGUCCAAUUCUGAUUUAUAUAUAUAAUCUUUUUCGUGAAAGUUUCCUCGUUUUCUUGUUUGUAAAAACUUUAAUCACAUAUAAACAAUUUUGCGAAAAGUUUAAACGUACAAAAUAAAAUGAAAUGGACUUUGGUUAAAUUGUGUCUAUUCACUUGGGUAAUUAAAUUAACUGUUCGUGUGUCCAUUACAUGGCCACUUCCCUCAUUGCCCCUUCAUCAUGUUCAUCCAUAUCCAAUAUCAUGGCCAUCAUCAUCAUCUUCAGAAUCACAUUCACCUCAUCAUCCAUUCAGUAGGAUGUCCCCUGGACUCGCCGCUGUAGCAUCAUCAGUUGAUCAUCCUCUUCAUCAUCAUUCCCAUCAUCCUGAUCCAACCUCUGAACCUUUACCUUCAGGUUUAUUUAUUCCCGCUGAUCAGGUUCACAUUUAUGAUUUUGUCAACAAUUAUGCUGAUGAUGGUUAUUAUGAUUACGAUGAUGAAGAUUCAUUUCAAGAAAAGGUAAGAAAAUGGCGGGAGAAUCAUCAUCAUCAUCAUCAACAUCUCCAACGUCAACAGAAACAACAACAACAAAGAUCAAGAAUAGGAACACAAUAUCAAAGUAGAUACAAUGAUGAUCAAAAUAUUUGGUUAAAUAGUAAAAAAUCAACCAACAAUAAGGAUAAACAAUUAGAGGGAUCAUCAAGUGGAUUAGAUAAUGUAGCCAAAAAUCCUGAUCCAUUAUCGUCCAAUAAUAACAAAGACGAUAACGGUAAAGAUAAACCCGUUGAAUUUGACGAUGACAAUAAUAACAAUCGAUCAUCAAAAGAUGAUUCAUCUCCUGUAUCAUCUUCAUCUUCCUCAUCUUCAACCUCACCAUCAACUGAACGUAAAGAGAUAACUCCUGGUGAAGCGAAAGAUAUUGAAAGUUUACUCCAGAAAUCAGAAAUAAUCACUGGUCGCUCAUCAAUAUCUCCACCAUCAUCAUCAUCUUUACCCUCAUCACCACCCAAAACCCUACCAGUUGAGGUCUCCAGGCACACAAUAACCUCACCCAAUGGAGAUAUGACCGUGGUCACCGAGAUGGUCUAUAAGAACCCUUAUAAACCCACCCCACUUCCAGCCUAUUCUCAUCCACCAUAUUUACCCUCAAGUCGAGAUGGUUUAUAUUCACCAACAGAUGACCCCAGGCUACUUCAUCAUCAACCUUCACCUCUUUCACCUUCAACACCUUCAUUACCACCACCAUCAACCCCAUCUUUAGACACUUUUGGCCUUGGUAGGACGGCAACUUACCUUCCACCUCCAAGAUCAUCUCGAAAUCGUGACAUUAUGUCCACAACCCCUUGGACCAAUGGUCUAGGUAGAGUUCUGCCCACCCCACCAACACCCUUUAUUAGUUCAACUUUACCCACUCGAACAUCACCAGUAACACAAUCAUCUAAUAAAUCACCGACUAAACAAUUAACCAACAACAAUCAGAACAGUUCAUUAAACAAAAAAUCAUUCAAACAAUCAGAAUCUAAUUCAAUCUCAAAGCGACAUGAAAUCUCAGAGCGGAGUUUAAGUGCUGCCGCAAUCGCAGGUAUAAUAAUUGGAUCACUUGUAUUUUUGGCUCUUCUAGCAGGAGUUGCUUUGUUUAUCAUGUAUCGUCGUCCAACUUUACCAGGAACUACGAGGUUACGUCGAUCUACAGAAUGGGUUGAACCUCAGCCUAAUCAUGGCGGUGGAGUACCGAUAGGAGGUGGAGGUGGUAAUGGUGGUGUUAUCACUGUCUGUCCACCAUGUGAGGCCAUUCCCGUUAACACAGGUCACUUUUCUCGGACUCAACGGCCCAUGAAUAAGAUUUCGGUUUCUAACACACUGAAUAGAUCCAUCGAUGGCCUCCUCGUUGUCGGUGAUUGGACACUGGUCAGUCCUGGAAGUAAUUAUGAAACAUUGACUAAAAAAAGUUCACCAAACGGAUCUUGAAAGUAAAUCAUUCGU